AUGUCCUCCACGACCGCCCUGUCCGGGUAUCGAGACAAACGUGCUGCUCUCAUAUUACGGGAUCGAUCGCUUCGUCGAGAAAAUUUACGAGUCAAAGCACUCACCUUGAACGAAAUCAAGGCUGAUGAAAUCUUACGGCGCAUACGCGCUGAUGAGGAGGCUACAAUAUGGAAAGAGGAGCAUCCAUCAAUUCCUCAUCCCUUUCCUGGGAUGGAAUUUUUGACUGGCAAGAGUAUUAUCGUCCGCACUAAGAUAUUCGAGAUCCUCAGCAAGAUGCCGAAAGGCGCGCUCCUUCAUGCACAUCUAGAUGCGAUGGUCAACGCUGAGUUUCUUCUCAAACUUGCACUCAAAUAUCCUGCUUUCCACGUUCGGAUUCACCAACCCCUGACCGUUGCGAACCUGCCCACCAACUUGCCGGAAUUUAGGGCAUUAUCCGAGGACCUCUUCACUCAUAGUGCCAGCUUAACGGACUCAGGUUAUGCUAUCGGAACAUGGGUUCCCAUCAGGAAUGCUCGGCAGUCCUUCAACGCUGAGUUCGGUGGACCAGAAGGAUUUGAUAGAUGGGUCCUAGCCGCAAUGACGAUUAACCCUGCAGAAGCUUACGGAACCCACAAGACCGUUGCAAAGAUAUGGCAAAAGUUCGCCAGCACUUUUAUCACGUCCGAUGGGUUGAUUCACUUCCAACCAUUGUUUGCAGAGUAUAUGAGAGUGUUCUUUCUUACUGCAAUUGAAGAUGGUAUCUCGUAUAUUGAAACCAGGAUCAACUUUCUGCGCAAGUUCAUGGUUGGGGCGGACGGACGAGAAAAUGUCCCUCAUCGCGAGUGGUUACUUAUGUUUGAUCGAGUUCAGAGUGAAGUCAAAAUGAAGAUGAAGAUCGACGGGCGUGAAGAUGCCUUUAUUGGAGCCAAAAUCAUCUAUUCUACCAUACGUUUCAUCACUCCAGAAGAAUUAGAAUGGUACUUGGAGGAUUGUAUUGCUUUGAAGAAAGAGUUUCCGCAUCUCAUUGCCGGAUUUGAUCUCGUUGGGGAUGAAAACGCCCUGAAGCCGCUCAUCUACUAUAUUGAACCACUUCUCCACUUUCGCGAGCGUCAGAAGGACGAGGGCGUUGAUAUACCCUUCCUCUUUCACGCAGGGGAAACGCUUGGUGAUGGGACUGACGCAGAUGUAAACCUUUACGAUGCCAUUUUAUUGGGAACAAAACGGAUUGGUCACGGAUUUUCCUUGAUAAAGCACCCAGAACUUGUCAAGAUUUGUCGUGAGCGUGGAAUUGCUGUUGAGGUUUGUCCGAUAUCAAACGAGAUUUUGCGAUUAACAUCGUCAAUGCCAAUGCAUCCACUCCCCGCGCUCAUGAAUAAUGGAGUACCGGUUGCGUUAUGCUCCGACGACCCGGCAGUAUUUGGCAACAUGGGACUCACUUUCGAUUAUUACCAAGUCUUUGUGUCCAGUGAGGUGUGCGGAUUGAGCACCCUGGGUGGGCUUGCGCGAGACAGUAUAGAGUUUUCUACGCUGAACAAUGAAGAGAAAAGGCAGGCUAUCGCUGGGUGGGAGCGACGUUGGAGGGAUUAUGUGGAUUAUAUUGCCGGUUUGGUAUGA
Messenger RNA from Laccaria bicolor S238N-H82, 1593 nucleotides. RefSeq lists its product as uncharacterized. Lineage: Eukaryota; Fungi; Basidiomycota; Agaricomycetes; Agaricales; Hydnangiaceae. Gene Ontology annotation, molecular function: adenosine deaminase activity. Gene Ontology annotation, biological process: inosine biosynthetic process; adenosine catabolic process. The record is from RefSeq and is a predicted model, not a curated record. Bases 1 to 1593 code for a protein of 530 amino acids. The transcript has 12 exons.